AUGUUCUGGAAAGAGCCAAUACCCCUAGAGGCUUGGGUAGAAAGCAACGUGGGCGGGAAAAGAUUGAACGAAUACCAGGUCUUACAUCACGAGAAGGACCAAAAAGGAUACCCGUAUACCGAAUGUUUCCUCGAGACGAUCGAUGAAACCUUCUCAAUUAAGAUCAAGAUGAACGAUGUAGAUAUAUUCGAAAGACAUGGGUGGUAUUCCAGAUGUCGAAUUGACGGUCUCAGCUCACCAGGUAGUCGAUGGAAGUAUAGAGCAAUAAACACUUUUGAUACGUUGAAGGAAAGGAAAGACGGGAAAGUGUACGAAUCAAAACUCAAGUUCGCUUCUUUGGCAACAAUUGAUGAGGAAGAACAGGUCACGAUUGGUGGUGAUAUUUUGAGCAAGCUCGGUACGAUCAGGAUCGACAUUCAGUUUGGGGAAUGGAUUGCCGAUUCCUCGACGCACAAAGGGUACCUUACAAUUCCAAUAUCAGGAGUGGUACAUGAGAAAGUCAAAAAGAUCCCCUUCGUCAUUCAGGGAAGUGACCCGGUGAUCACUCCAGAUCAAGAAUAUAUAAAAUAUGACUUUCAUCCGAGCAAAGAGGGUAUGAAAUACUACAGAUUCAUCUUCAACUAUCGACCUCGGCCCGUUCUAGAACUGAUGGGUGUUAUCGAGAAUGUAUCAGCUGCACCUUCGACGGAUAUUGGUAAGAGACGUGACCAUGAAGCUGAUCCUGGAUCCAACGAAACAUCGAGAAAGGAUAAAAAGAUCAAAGUGAAGAGCAAGAAGAAAGGGAGGAAGUCAAAAGGGCUGUGA
This is a messenger RNA of Kwoniella mangroviensis CBS 8507, 804 nucleotides long. RefSeq lists its product as uncharacterized. The transcript has 9 exons. The record is from RefSeq and is a predicted model, not a curated record. Bases 1 to 804 code for a protein of 267 amino acids. Lineage: Eukaryota; Fungi; Basidiomycota; Tremellomycetes; Tremellales; Cryptococcaceae.